AGAAGUGACCCCCACACACACACCCUGGAGGGACCCGCCUCUACGUCAUGGAGUCCCGCGCCCGAGGCGGGAGGGGCUCUUCUGGCGUCAUCAGCGCGCGCCAAAACCGGAAGUGACGACACUCCGGGCGCAAGCCGGGAACUGUUUCUCCUCACGAUUCGGGAUCGGCGGCCGAGCAGCGCGAUUUGACUCCAAUGGGUGAUGAAAAGGACUCUUGGAAAGUGAAGACCCUAGAUGAGAUCCUCCAGGAGAAGAAGCGGAGGAAGGAGCAGGAGGAGAAAGCCGAGAUCAAACGCUUGAAAAACUCUGAUGACCGGGAUUCUAAGCGGGAUUCCCUUGAAGAGGGGGAGCUGAGAGACCACCGCAUGGAGAUCACAAUAAGGAACUCGCCGUACAGGAGAGAGGACUCCAUGGAAGACAGAGGAGAAGAAGACGAUUCCUUGGCCAUCAAACCCCCCCAGCAGAUGUCUCGGAAAGAAAAGGCUCAUCACAGGAAAGACGAGAAGAGAAAAGAGAAACGCAGGCAUCGCAGCCACUCAGCCGAAGGGGGGAAGCACGCCAGGGUGAAGGAGAAGGAGCGAGAGCACGAGCGCAGGAAGCGGCAUCGGGAGGAGCAGGACAAAGCUCGCCGCGAGUGGGAGCGGCAGAAGAGGCGGGAGAUGGCGAGAGAGCAUUCCAGGAGGGAGAGGGAUCGCCUUGAGCAGCUGGAAAGGAAGCGGGAGAGAGAGCGCAAGCUGCGGGAGCAGCAGAAGGAGCAGCGAGAGCAGAAGGAGCGGGAGCGGCGGGCGGGCGAGCGGCGCAAGGAGCGGGAGGCCCGCAGGGAAGUGUCUGCACACCACCGCACCAUGCGCGAGGACUACAGCGACAGGGGCAAGGCCAGCCACUGGAGCCGCAGUCCACCGCGGCCACCACGGGAACGCGUGGAGCUGGGAGACGGCCGGAAGCCAGUGAAAGAAGAAAAGGUGGAAGAGAGAGACCUGCUGUCCGACCUGCAGGACGUGAGUGACAGCGAGAGGAAGACCAGCUCGGCCGAGUCCUCGUCAGCAGAGUCAGGGUCAGGCUCCGAGGAGGAAGAGGAGGAGGAGGAGGAGGAAGAGGAGGAGGAAGGGAGCACCAGUGAGGAGUCGGAGGAGGAGGAGGAGGAAGAGGAGGAGGAGGAGGAGGAGGAGGACACGGGGAGCAACUCCGAGGAGGCGUCAGAGCAGUCUGCUGAAGAAGUGAGUGACGACGAAAUGAGUGAUGACGACGAGCGAGAGAACGAGAGCCGCAUCUUGGUUGUUCCAGAGUCACGAUUUGACCGAGAUUCGGGGGAAAGUGAAGAAGGGGAGGACGAGGCAGGCGAGGGGACCCCGCGGAGCAGCGCCCUGACUGAAGGAGACUGUGUGCCCGACUCCCCAGCCCUGUCGCCGCUGGAGCUCAAGCAGGAGCUGCCCAAGUACCUGCCCGCCCUGCAGGGCUGCCGGAGCGUGGAGGAGUUCCAAUGCCUGAACAGGAUCGAGGAGGGCACCUACGGUGUGGUGUACAGAGCCAAGGACAAGAAAACAGAUGAGAUUGUGGCUCUGAAGCGGCUGAAGAUGGAGAAGGAGAAGGAGGGCUUCCCGAUCACGUCGCUGAGGGAGAUCAACACCAUCCUCAAGGCCCAGCACCCCAACAUCGUCACCGUCAGGGAGAUCGUCGUGGGCAGCAACAUGGACAAGAUCUACAUCGUGAUGAACUACGUGGAGCACGACCUCAAGAGCCUCAUGGAGACCAUGAAGCAGCCCUUCCUGCCAGGGGAGGUGAAGACCCUGAUGAUCCAGCUGCUGCGUGGAGUGAGGCACCUGCACGACAACUGGAUCCUGCACCGGGACCUCAAGACGUCCAACCUGCUGCUCAGCCACGCGGGCAUCCUCAAGGUGGGGGACUUCGGGCUGGCCCGGGAGUACGGGUCUCCACUAAAGGCCUACACCCCAGUGGUGGUGACGCUGUGGUACCGCGCCCCAGAGCUGCUGCUGGGAGCCAAGGAGUACUCCACGGCCGUAGACAUGUGGUCAGUGGGCUGCAUCUUUGGGGAGCUCCUGACCCAGAAACCUCUGUUCCCUGGGAAGUCAGAGAUCGAUCAGAUCAACAAGGUGUUCAAGGACCUGGGGACCCCGAGUGAGAAGAUUUGGCCUGGCUACAGCGAGCUGCCGGCGGUGAAGAAGAUGACCUUCAGCGAGUACCCCUACAACAACCUGCGCAAGCGCUUCGGGGCCCUGCUCUCGGACCAGGGCUUCGACCUCAUGAACAAGUUCCUGACCUACUUCCCCGGGCGGAGGAUCAACGCCGAGGACGGGCUGAAGCACGAGUACUUCCGCGAGACACCCCUGCCCAUCGACCCGUCCAUGUUCCCCACGUGGCCGGCCAAGAGCGAGCAGCAGAGGGUGAAGCGGGGCACCAGCCCACGGCCCCCUGAGGGCGGCCUGGGCUACAGCCAGCUGGGUGAUGACGACCUGAAGGAGACCGGCUUCCACCUCACCACCACCAACCAGGGCGCCUCGGCCGCGGGCCCCGGCUUCAGCCUCAAGUUCUGAAGCUCGCACAGGCCCGGCGCGACCCGGCCCCGGCACCUGGGCCAGCUCCGAACUCCUUGCCCACUCAAUUUUCCACAACCUCUUUUUAUAUUUUGGUUUGUAAAUUUGUAGAAUUAAAUACCGUUCCCUUGUGCAGGGAAAGGUGGUUUUCA
Molecule: messenger RNA, 2704 nt
Organism: Lepus europaeus (European hare)
Lineage: Eukaryota; Metazoa; Chordata; Mammalia; Lagomorpha; Leporidae
Product: cyclin-dependent kinase 11B
Exons: 20
Coding region: 195-2552 (785 amino acids)
Biological process (GO): protein phosphorylation; regulation of mitotic cell cycle
Cellular component (GO): nucleus
Molecular function (GO): ATP binding; cyclin-dependent protein serine/threonine kinase activity
Source: RefSeq, a predicted model, not a curated record